Bolinopsis microptera is the source of this 10040-nucleotide messenger RNA. RefSeq lists its product as uncharacterized. The record is from RefSeq and is a predicted model, not a curated record. The coding region runs from base 63 to 9653 and encodes 3196 amino acids. Lineage: Eukaryota; Metazoa; Ctenophora; Tentaculata; Lobata; Bolinopsidae. The transcript is spliced from 54 exons.
AGCAGUGAUCCUAGAAAAAAUGACGUGAAAUAAAGUUGCAAGUGCAAGUGGGAUUCAAUACGAUGCUCUCGGCGCUCUCUCAAGGAUAUGGAGUUUGCAGGAAGGAUGGUGUAAUCUUGAUCCCAGAGGCUAGCGGAGCAAUUCCUUCUUACUCAACACAAGUCAAGAAUGCAGAGGGAACGUUGUACGGACAUUUUGUGCCAGUGCCCAAGACCUUCUUAACAAGGCGAGGAGACAUAAUCCUGUUCACAGAGAAUGCGUGUGAUAUUAUGUAUCUAGAGGAGAUGUACAGCAGAAAAAUACGGGAAUUGUACGAACAGCAGAUUAAAACAGUUGACGAUCUCAAUAAAUCGAUCCUCUUUUACGGCAGUAAAACUCCGGGCGAGUACAGUCUAAACUUUAUCCGUGGAAAGUUCUACAGUGACCGUGACAUAGCAGUACAGCCCGGUCAUUUACCCACCCACUACCUUAACUCGCUGACACGACACAUCAAGCUCAGUUCAGUACUCCGGCCACGUGCUCCUGUUGGUCCUCCUACUGGCACACCCUUCGGUGUCGACCCUGUUGUCAAAAACAUCAAGCUUCCUGUUCCAGGACUGACCGAUGUUAUGGAGAGUUCUGAUGAUGUAGAAGAAUAUGAUGGACAGUUGGUGGUGAAACGAGAUAAAAAAGAAAAGAGUUCGCCUUCUCCUGUGGACAAGAACAAACUGCCGCCCAUUCAGUUUUCUAAGAAAUACGACCCUCGUCCUGCGAAGGGUGGAGGAUCUCCAACACUCCACAAAGUCAAAUUGAAUUCAGACACUCUGGGUCUACAUGGAACUAACGCACUGCCCCCGCAAAAAGGAACAAGUGAAAUCCCAACAUUACCUAAAGUUAUGACUGGUCCCUCCGCAAAAGGAAAGAGCCAAGGGGAUUGGAAGAAGUUAGGCACAUUGAUUGGUAGUGUUAACGUUUUGAAGAGACUUGGAGAGAGUAAGCAAAAAGAAAGAGAAACGCUUAAGGAAGCAGAGGAAGCCAAGGAUCAAAAGCCGAUUUACAGAAGUGCGAUGGCAAUGGACAUCCACUUUUUGAAGGAGAAUCGUCGUCAUAUUAGCAGAGGUGAUCCUGAAGCAGCUCUUGGUGCAGACAUGUCGUUAGACGAUAUUCUUUUAGGACUGAAGGAUAGACACGGAAAGAAGCCCGUACUCCCCCCACUUCAAGUGCAGUGGAGUCCUGAAGUAGAUAAAAGAGAAAGACAGGAGAGACAAGAAAGAGAGGAGAAAGAGGAGUUGGUGGCAGAAGAAACCCUGUCUCGGAAAGGCUCUGGAAACACUCGCAAAUCUCCAAAACAGUCCAACACAGCUACACCCCGCAGGACAUCACCUUACCCAGUUGGUGGGUCGAGAAAUUCUCCGGAUACCUCUGUGAAGAAACCUUCUCCUGUAGCCAAUUCUACCUCACUAAACGGCAAGAUGAUCUCACCGUUUGGCGAAAAGACUGUGUCACCUGGUUCAAAAACUGGGUCACGCGUUGGCUCAAAAGAAGGCAGCAGGAAGGGCUCUGGAAAACCUGUUGAAGAACCAGUUUCAGAACCACCUCAACCCCCUAUCAUUUACCAAUCAAAUUGGUCUCCCGACGCAGCUGAACAGGAGCUGCCGGAUAUUCAGAUUGAUGUUGAUAUGGUGAAUGCUGACAUGGAUGAGUAUCAAGAUCACGUUCAGCAGGCUAGGAUGCUUCUUGCCCUGCAACAACAGCAACAACAGCUUGAAAUGGAGGAGGAAGAAUUAAGAAGAUUAGAGGAGGAAGAGGCAAUACUAGGUGGCAGUCCUAACAGUAUUCCUGCUCUGUUCGUCGAUGACACUGAUCAGGUGUAUGUGGGAGAGAUAUAUGGAGACGUUGAGCCUGAUCGGAGUCUCAAUCCGAAUGUUCCAUUCGACUACAUGGGUUUGGUGAGGAGUCUGUCUCGGCAUGAUAACGCAGCGGAAACAGGCGAACUCGCAUUACAGAGUCAGUCUCUGGGAGGUGGAGGAUCAAUGUCCCAGCCUCUACAACCGGGUCUGUACGUCAUGAGACCCUCCAAUACUGCUGCACAACAACUUGGUCCCCAAUCUGGUCCCCAACUUGGUCCCCAAACCGCACAGUCAAGAGAACCACUGGGAAUAGGAGGACUGGGAGGCACUGAAGGUCGCCCUUUUACGGAGAAUGUUAAAAGGCAGGCUCCGCCCAGAUCAGCACGACGACGAAUCCCAGCGACGCGCGGAAAUUUGGAAGACGGCCAGUCUCUAGCUCCUGGAUCAUCAGGACUCAACGUUCCAAGAGGCACAACUGAAAAGCCUAAGAAAGGGGGUUACGUGUUCAGAGAGGCUGUUUCUGAUACCGGCCCAGUGACCCCUGAUCAGAGACUCCCUCAACGUAUCUUGCACCAGAAGGAACCAAAGUCAGGCUACAUUUUCAAGAAAGGAGGUGAUCACAGUAUUUUAGAUGUUCCUGAGCGCCAGCGAGGUGUUAGAUCUGAGUCGACCAAGAAAAAUUCGGGCUACGUUUUGAAGAAGGGCAUCCCCCAAACUGGAGUACCAUCGACUCAUGAUAGAUCUAGAAGAGUGCCACGACAGUCUAAACGAAGUAAAAAUUUAACACCUUCCCAAACUAAGGAUCUGUACCCAUCUUUCUCAAUGGAUAAAACGACUCGAGACAUAAUCGGUGCCCUUGAGUCGAAUGAGGACACCAGUAAAUAUGAUCAAAGUCAUCUUGACACCGCAAAAGCAAUCAGAGACUCGCUAAGAGCUACUGAUCCCAACUUCUCCCUCGAAAAGAUGGAGGCAGAAUAUAAUCCGUCAGGUGAUGGCGGAAAAGUUCUAACCGAUGCUCAGACGUAUCUUGAGGAGGUUUCUAGAUUGAGACAAGAUAUGCUGCUGAAAGCGGCUGAAAUGGAGAAUGAGGAAGAGGAUGAUUAUUAUAUGGACGAUACAGACUAUGAAGAAGAGUAUUACGACGAAGAUUACACAGAUGAGGCUCCUAACGAGCAUAGUCUGCAACCUGCUGAUAAUCUUAUGCCACGUCGACCUAAUGGCACUCCUAAUUCGCCAGAUCAUAAUCACCACAAUGGCAAACAAACUUCGCAGGAACAACCCUCUAUCAACAUUGGAUUAGGAUUGCAGCAAGAUUAUAUUGAAACGCCAUUGUCUCAACAUGCCGCUAUUGAUAGUCAUAACAUGGGGGACGCACGUACGAGUCACAUUGUUCAUGAAGGGCAACCUGUGAACAGUGAAAUUGGGAGGAGGCCAACAGGUGGCCGACCAUCUAUUGGAGAGGACUCUGGUUAUAUUCCUCACUCUGACGUUGAGGGGGAUAAUUAUGGAGAUUCCGCUGUGAGACACGCUCAUAGUGCUUAUGGCGAUUACAAUUUAGGACGUGACGGAGAGAAAGUUCCGUCUAGGGGACAUCAUUCGGAGGGAGGGAGCUACAAGCAAGGGCACCCUCAUAGUCCUUACAGUGGCUAUGGUGCAGACGAUGGAGAAGAAUUUCCAGAAGGGAUUACUGGAAAUGAAGACGGAAAUAAAAAGAAUUUUAACCGUCUAAACACUUUUCUCGGCGGCACUCCGGACUUUGAAUUCGAGAGGGCACCAGGGGUCCCUCUUAGGAACCACACUCCAAAAUUCCCACCGUCCCAGAUCGGAACACCCCGCACCAGCCCACCUGACAGAAAUUCAGAUGGCUCGCCUAAAUACUCUGACAGUCCACGUAUAUACGUGUCGACCCCAGGAGCAGGGUUAUCUGGACAGCCAACCAAGGUUAAAGUCCAAAGUUUCGGAUCAACAGAAGUACCAUUUCUACCAACAAUGGGAGAUGAGAGAUACGUUAUUAACCCCUCCAUUCCUUACCCCUCUGUAGCACAACAAGAUACUGUUCAUUACACAACCCAUGAGUUGGUUGGUGCUUAUAAUCCUAGAACACAUAAAGGAGUUCUUGGAGUGUUACCAAAAAGGAACAUGCCUGCCCACCUACUGUUCAGGUCUCAAGCUGGAACACCGGGGAGAGUCCGCAGUAGCAGAAAGAGAAGAGAUAAAAACCGACCCAAGUCAGCAGUGGCUGCAGACGGGAUCGCACACGGGUUUAACCCUCAAUCAUUGUCAGCUGCACUCACUGAUCUGAAAAACCUUCCAGAUAUAAAGAUAGGUCCUCCAAGCUCGGAUGGUAGCGAAAAUAGAAGAUCUCUGAGAUCCUCAUCUAUAGAUUCCGGGAUGUUAGACGGAGAGGAAGCCGGGAUGGGAGGGGGUGGACUAGAGCACAGGCUGGAUGACACUGCAGAAAAUCUAGAGAGGAUUGUUAAGCUUAGGUCCGAACUUGCUGACAACUUCCAACACAACUCAACUACAGAUCUGGAUAUGUUCAGCGAUAUAACUGACUCUGAGGUUCCUACAACCCCCUUGAGAGAGAGCGAUCUGAUAAGUGACGUUGCAGUUCCUGGACUACUAGAUAUUCCUGAAGAGACGGCCGAUCAUCAUAAGGGUACAAAGAAACAGUCUGGUCCUUUAGAUGGUUGCCAUGCUGGUGUAUAUCUGACUCAACUGUGUCGUGAUGGGGUGUGGACCAAUGAGGAUGUUCCGGUGUACGUGACCCCGGACGGUAAAGUUUUCAUCAGUAGUGUUAUCGUCAACCAGCCGGUGUGCUCCAGCGACAGGAUUAAGUUUGCUCAACAAGACGAUGCGGAUGAUGUCCACAACAAACCGGAAGAAGGAUCCCUCACAUUCUCAGACGGUAAACUCACAGGAUGGGUUAAAUUCCCUGGACAGAAGGCUGUAAAGAUACGCGGAAAACGCUGGGAUCCGCGACAGACAGGACACUACGUUAUCGAAAAGAGGGUGGUGCCGAGGGUGUCAAAUGCUGACGCAGAAGGAGAGCGAAUGCAUGAAGAUGAUAAGCCAUCAUCUUGGCAGCUAGUACCUCUUGACUUGUCCAUCAUGCUGGGAGGAAAAGUAACGAUCAAUGAUGAACCAGUUUUUAAUCCGUUAUUUGAAGAAAACAAUUUGAAACUUUGCCUCAAUGAAAACGAACAAAUUGAGGCGGAUAUGAAAUGUAUUAUGGCCGCGUUUGAUCCUACCUGCACGGAGUUUAGCGGCAAACUGACCUCCGAUGAAGAUGUGGAGAUUAAGCCUUCCUCUCACAUAAGAAUCAAAACCAAACAUCACGAGGUUGAGAUACGAGGAAGAAAAUGGAACCCAGCCCUUGUCGGACACUACUACUGUCUUAAGAAAUCAGAGUCUGGGAAGUGGGAACCUUACAACAUGCCCCUGGAGAUACGACCUAGUGGGGUGAUGAUGCUGAAGGAUGUUGAAAUGGGUGUACCGCCUUAUAAUGGAAAUGAGGUCGAGAUUCCAUAUUUAUUUAGCGAAAUGAAGUCGCUUCCUGAUUCCAUUUCGCUCAAAUUCCUCGAUGGUAAAUACGUCGGAUCGAUCACCACAGGAGAUGAAAUUGAGGAGAUCCGGGGCAUACGAUGGGAUCCAGCAAUGAUUGGGAAAUACAGUACUCAAGAGAAACUAAACGAUUCCUGGAUUAAUAAAAGUGAGAUCUUGAGUAUAGCUCCUGACGGAUCCGUGGAUUACGACGGUCGAAAUAUUGACCACGGUUUUAUAGUAGAUAACAAAGUCUUUGUGGUAGACGAGGGGGGAGUCGACAGCUUUUUCAACAAUACAGGACCAGUCAGUGACGCUAAUCUUUCUGGAAAAAGUUUCUUAAUGCAAAGAGACAGUCCAGUUCGACAGAUCGCUGCCACCCAAACCACUUCGUUGGUGAUGGAGCAAGGCGUUGUUAAGAGCACUGAUAAUAUAUCAGCUAAAACCAUCCAAGAAGCUGAGAUAGUUUUCAGUUCCAACAGAUUCUACGGACAUGUCACGAGUGAUCAGGACGCACAGUUUGUAGAGAUUAGGGGCUAUAAGUGGGAUGAAGCGAUAGUAGGCGAAUACUUUACCGAAGUGCUGAAAGAUGAUGGAACGUGGGGAGGCGGUCCAACAAUCACCAUCACACCCGACGGCGAGGUGAAGGUGGAGAAGGUUCCUAUGACUGAUACCCUACUUAAAGACAACAUUGUCAGUAUAAGUGACAUCACAAUACCCAACAGGAAAACCUUACAGAAAUGUCUGGUCGCUAUUCAAGACAAACUUCUGACUGGUUGGAUUCAGGAAUCUGAGGAUUCUCCUAAAAUCCAGAUAAGGGGCUCCUUGUGGAAAGAGGGACCGGGAGCUCAUGGUACAUAUAUAUGCACCGAGAAGAUUGGAGACAAGUGGGUCAGUUCGAACAAGUCCGUUAUAGUAACCCCUUCAAAUAAGGUGAGAAUCUCAGAAAUGAGUCUCGAGGGUGACAUGGAUGGUUUGUCUGCUGGAUUGGAACCAGCCCUCAGCGCUAGCACUGAUGAUAUAGAUAUUGAUACAUCCGCAAAACUCCGCUUUGAAGGAGACACUUUUUCUGGCUUCAUAACCAGCAAGGAAGCAGUUACAGAGAUUGCUGGUUUCAAAUUCGACACAGUUCCUGGAGUAUACCUACUGGAGAGUAGGAGUCUGAACGCUGAUGAGGACUGGACCGGACUCAGUCUUCAGCUUGUUGUCUCUGAUAACGGUCGCAUCUCUAUAUCCGGUAACGCAGUUUACAACAUUGGAGUAAAGGAAGGAACGUUACAAUUUGACAGUGAUUCUAUUCUAAAACAACUGAGUAAACUACAGUUCGCCGACAAGUCUGUUUUUUCUGAGGGUCUACAACUAGGAAAAGAUGGUAACACUCGAGAGGUGGAAGUAAGAGGAUCCACGUGGUAUCCCAAGAUAGCUGGUACCUACGAGACUGAACUGUUCACUGACAGCGGAUGGAAGAGCAGCAAGAAACUAGAGAUAACUCCGCAGGGCGAAGUUCUGUUUGGAAAUGAGCCUGCAGAAAAUAUUCGAUUGGAUUCUGAUACAGUAACAUUCGGUUCAGUGGACGGGCAGCUGCAAGAUCACUCUCAGGUGACUCUUGCGUUCGACACAGAUGGGUUUAGUGGGAACGUUGUAACCAUGAAGGACCGAAAGAAUCGUGUUAUGCGAGGCAAGAGGGUCGGUACCAGACCUGUUUCUGCGAACAGCGCUACAGAACUGUCGCUUGGAACCGACGAAGAAGAUGGAUUUAAUGAUCUGAACGGUCAGAUAGGUUCUACUUUACCGAGAAACUCAGCUGGUAAGCCGAGUGCGGAUGAGGCCCGACCAGACCCAACUGGACCAGGGGUUACCAGUGACUACGGAAGUGCUAGUGACGUCAUCACUCAGCAACUCUCUGGGUCCAGAACUGAGGCUCUCAGUUCCCUCGAAGAGGAUAUCAGUAUGAGGAGUAAAUCUCCUGAAUCCUUAAACAAGAACGAGGAGAUUAAAAAUCAAGGAAGGCGAUCUGCUGAGAAGUUUAACUCUGAAAAUAAUCGCAAGGCUAUGUCACCAAUAGAUUCCCCAAGGGAUGGUUAUCGGUCUUCAUCCGGAAAAGCACUCAAAGGCUCGCCAACAAAAAGUGAGAGUAGUCCUCGCUCCUCAAAAAGCAAAUCGUCUAGAGGGUCUCCAAGAAAUAGAGCUAGUGAUUCUCAGGAGAACAUUGCUCUGGGGGAUAUCUCUCUUGAUCUUGAUGGUGGGGAUGGUGAUGAAGGAGGAGUAUCAUUCGAAUCGUGGCCUCCUGCAACUGAAGAUCAGGGAAAAGCAGAUUUGAAUUUCGAGCUUGACUCCGGAGUUACGCUUGAUAUUCUUCCUAAAGGCUUGGACUCCCUUGGUGCAUCAGAAACCAAGGAAUCUAUCGAGGUAGUAUCUCCUAAAGAAUCGCCCACCUCAUUACCCAAAGCACCUAUUAAAUCCAAAAUUAUAGCACCUAAAGCUUUAGCCAAAGCAGGUAGAGAAACAGUUGCCCAAGCUCAGGUAGCCGAGGCCGAAGUAAUCGCAGCAUCCAGAUCUCCAGCUAGGGUAACUGAGGCCGAAGCAAUUGCAGCACCCAGCUCCAAAGCUUCUGAUAAUCAAUCAGAUCGGUCUGAAGCGUCAGGUGACAAUUCAGCCGAUCCAGAGAUAGCAGCACUCAAUAGUACCAGUCCCACUACCACACUUAGUCCCACAAGUGGGGAAGCAAGCCCUGAAGCAUCUGACGAUAGCGCUAUGUUAAAGGGGACUCCAAAACUACCAGACAUCGGAGGAUCUAUUCCUUCUGACUCGCAAUCUCUCGAUCUGAGCAGCUCUAGCCCAGGGAAGCAGACAAGGUCACCAGAUAAAUCACCCCGAUCAUUUGAUUCCCCGGCCCUCACUAAACCUGUUAAAUUACCCGGUAUCGACAUGAAGGCGAAAGGUGCUGCCGCUGAAAUCACCGAGGAUGCUGGUCUUCUUAAGAACUACAUCGAACCUAAAGGGAAAAAGGGAGAGAAAAAGAAAAGGGCGAGAAAACCUAAGAAAACAAAAGCAAAGAACGAGCUCAGACCUGACCUAAACAAAGAGGCGAAGAAGGUAGAGGAUGACAAGACGAAGGAUGGAGUUGAGUCUGGUUCACCACCGGAUAUAAACGAGAGAGCAAGGCAGGGUAUAGGUCAGGCACAAUCCAGGAGGACGCCAACUGCUCGAACUCCUGUGCACAUGUCCAAGAUAGAUCGAGAUAGUUCGCGAGACUCGACUCCCAUCUCCUCGGGGUACACUACUCCCAACAGUGGUCCCAUUACACCCAGCAACUCUCUUCCUCAGAGAGAGUUUCAGGGGGCUCUUAUGGCUGCUAAGAAGAUAAGGGAGACAAGUGAUGAGCAAUUGGAUGGGAAAAUACCAUCUGACAUCAGAGAACAUCCAGUGGCUGAGGAGGUCGCGGAAAAAUUCGGAAUGGAGAUGCAAGUGAGGGAUGACGGAUCUAGCAAGCUAUCUGUGAAAGAGAGGAGAGAACUUGCUCGACAGAGGAAAAAAGAAGAAGCAGAGCGAAAGAGGAGAGAUCGUGAUGACGAAAAGAGGCGACAUAAGGAGGAAGAAGAAAGGAAGCUUCGAGAAGAAGAAGAGAUGAAACUGAAAAGGGCGGAGCGUGAUGCUGAGUUAGCUGCAGAACGCCAAAGGGAGCUGGGAAGACGAAAAGAGGAGGAAGCGAAGAGAAGACAGGCUAAGCUGGAUGAGAAAGACAGGAGGAGGCGAGAUGAAGACAAGAUGUUGGAUGCUAAACGUAAGCUUGAAGAGGAACUGAAACGGCGGCGUGCUGCUGAAGCUGCCAGGUUGGAAGAGAUAGAAAGACAAAAAGAGCUCUUACUUGAGCGUGAGAAAGAGGAACAGCAGAAGAGAAAGGAGGAGGCAGAAGCUAUUCGGGCACAAAUGGAAGAGGAGAUGGCUCGAGAAAUGGCAGAGUAUGAACGAAAGGUGCGAGAGGAGCAGGAAAGAAGGAGAAUAGAGGAUGCUCUAAAAGCAGAGGCUGAAAGGCGGCUCUUAGACGAAGAAGAGAGGAAGCGAAUUAUAGCCCUUGCACGGCAUCUUUGGAACAAGGGCGUCAGAAUUGAGGGAGAAAAUCUUGAGGAGGAACUUCAAAUCAGCUCUAUUUUCUACUCAUACUUUAACUAUUUGCAAAGCGAGGAACCGUUUAAUCCUGACGUUGACAUUCCGUAUAAAGAGAAAGUUUUGAGGAUAGAAAACGCUCUCAAAAGUACUAGACCUUUAGACAAGAUUUGAGUUGCUAGAAGACGGAGGUUAUUACGGAUAUCAUAUCGUCCUUCGCUAAUCGUGCCAUUAUGAGUGGGAGAGAGUUAAUGUUGUGAAAGAAUAAUUUAUUGGUUAAGGGAUUGUUACUGUUAGUUCCAGGGAUGGAUUGAAAGAACCGAUUGUAAAUACGAUUUAAGCGAUGGGUCGUACCAACUGUGUAUGAUAUUGAAAACUGACGAACUUUUUUGGAAUUUUGAGAUUGUUUAUUCAUUAUUGCCACAGGAAAAGCCUUGUUGGGGAUGCGCGCCUUGCGUGAUAUAGUAAUAAAUUGAUUGAUCUGUAAAUAUCUGAAGAUUUGUGCAUUAUAUAAAUUCGAUUCAGUGCUAAAUUAUAAUUCUUUGUAGAAAUAAUGAAGAA